Messenger RNA from Closterium sp. Yama58-4, 2787 nucleotides. The record is from the annotation of a GenBank genome assembly. NCBI's taxonomy places the organism in Eukaryota, Viridiplantae, Streptophyta, Zygnematophyceae, Desmidiales, Closteriaceae.
UCUCACAAUGAUCCACAUGGCCUUCUGUUCGCUCCUCGCCUUCCUUCUCGUCAAGGUCUUCAAAGUGGUAGAACCCAUCGCUCUCUCUACCGAGUACCUCACCUCUGUGCUGCCCAUCGGCGCGCUCUAUUCUCUCAGUCUCUGGUUCUCCAACUCGGCUUACAUCUACCUCUCCGUCUCCUUCAUCCAGGGGUGCUUUUCACUCGAGAGUCCUUCCGCACUUCUGCCUUUGCCAACAUGGUAGCCAUCACAGUGGGGGUGGCGGUGGCGGCGUAUGGGGAGGCCAAUUUCAACGCCGCUGGAGUGCUGCUGCAGCUCGCCGCCGUGUGCUUUGAGGCUCUACGCCUUGUGCUCAUACAGAUCCUCCUGACAGCCAAGGGCGUCUCUCUCAAUCCCAUCACAUCCCUCUUCUACAUCUCGCCAGUCUGCCUCCUCUUCCUCUCCCUCCCCUGGCUGCUCGUCGAGUACCCGCGCCUCGCUCCCUCCCUCACCAUCCCCGCUCAACCUGCGCUCGUCCUUUUCCUCGCCAACUGCACGUGUGCGUUCUCUCUCAACCUUGCCGUCUUCCUGCUGAUUGGGAAGACGUCUGCCCUCACUAUGAAUGUAGCAGGAGUGGUUAAGGACUGGCUGCUGAUUGCGUUCUCAUGGUCGGUUAUCCGCGAUCGAGUCACGGCAAUCAACCUGAUUGGCUAUCUUCUGGCGUUUGUUGGGGUCUGCUGGGACGGCGAGUAUCCUCGUUAUUCGCCCUUUCACUCGUUGUUCGAAGCCAAAGGCAGUAUGCACGCCAUUGGGAAAUUCUUCAAAACUGUGUACGAGCUUUUUGACGAUGACGACGAGGACGAGGAUGACAAUAACGAGGGCGAGGGUGUUGACGGGGAAGGAGGAGGCUUCUGGGAUAGAUCAGGAAACGGGCGCGGGUUUUGGGGGAUGGGAGGAGGAGCGAGGGAGGAGGAGAUGGGGAGGAAAGGGGACAGGGAAAGGAAUAGAGGGGCGAGUGGGGGGAGGAAAGAAGAGACAAUGGGUAUGUAUGACAGGGCAAGGCGAAGGGGUGGUGGAAGGGGGGAGAGGCGUGGGGAUGGGGAGGGUCCGGAGGGGUGCUCAGCAGACGCGAUUGGGGAGCUUCAGACUGACAGCAACGGGCUGACGUGGCGGCCUCUGAUUCGGCUGGCUAAGCGCGGAGACGGAGGCGUGCAGAGCCUGACCUGGUACAUCACUUCACUUCACCAAGAUGCGGACGGUGACGUGGCAAACGACUUUUUUGUCGAGGUGCUUCCAGCAGGGCUUCAUGCCAGUGGGAAUGGCGCCAGUGGGAAUGGCGCCAGUGGGAAUGGCGCCAGUGGGAAUGGCGUUAGUGGGAUUUGCGGUGCUGAAUUCGCAUCCUUCCCUCCUAGUGCAUCACUCUGUAGAGCAACCCUAAAGCUGGUUCAGCCGGUGGUGGUGUUCACCGUUCAACGGUCACUAGAGGAGCAAGCCGCUGCUGCUAUUGUCGAAUCCCAGCCCGGGUUCCCGCCCCUCUCUCCGGAUCCAGAAGAGCGAGCCGAGCAAAUCCACGAGCAAACCGAAUCUGCCCGGAAAAAAAUCGAGGAGCUGCAAGCGACCAUAAAAUCUAUCGAACGGUCACGAGACGAGACGAAGGAACGUUUGAACCUGCUUCUCUCUCAGGCGCAAACUCUGGGGGGAGGGGAGGGGUCAUCUAAGGACGGUUCUUCAGGCAUCAGGGUUAUUGAAGGCACGGGAACGCCGGACCAACCAAGUGCAUUCAAGCCGGUUCGGGCCGGACCUGCCGGAAAGGUUCGGUUUCCCCGAACCAACCCGCCGGUGGUUCCGAGUUCAGAGGGGGUCGACCCUGCCUUGGAGUCUCUUUUGCUUAAAAUAGCUUCGGAAAAGGAGAUUCUAGCCACUGUUGCUGCAGCAGAAGUGCAGAAUUUUAUGGAGAUUUGGAUAAGGCAAGUGGUGAGAGUCGGCAUUACCAAUGCUCUCGUCCUCUGCCUGGAUCCGGCUACCGAAGCAGCUUGUAACGCAGCCUCAGCAAACCAGGUCGCCUGCUACCUCGUCCCGAACCUCCCUGCCGCGUUCUCACCCACGCAAGCCUCAGCGAACGAGAGCCCGAACCAGCGCGCAGCCUCGGUAAUCGACAGUCUAAACGGCGCCAAAUUCUACGUUCUACGAGAUGCUCUAGCCCUGGGAUACUCCAUCCUAGUCUCAGACCUCGACGUUACCAUUCUCCGUAACCCGUUCUCGUCAGGAGAGCUGGUUCGGGACUGUGACGUGGAAGCUAUGAGCGUCGGGCAUGAUCAAGCAUCCGCGUACGGUUACAACGACGUUACUGACGAUCCGUCUAUGGGCUGGGCCAGAUACGCCCACACAAUGCGAGUAUUCGCCAUGGACUCCGGCUUCUUCCUGGUUCGACCCACCGCUCCUGCUCUGGAGCUCUUUGAUCGGGUGGCGGCUCGGCUGGGGGCGGCGGCGAGAGGAGGGGGCGGGAUUUCGGGGCUGUUGAGCCCGCUGGUGGUGUUCAAUGAGGAGAUGUUCUACCCGUCACGGCCGGACUACAAGGGCGUGUUCAUCUCCCGGCGAGUGCUGGACAUCCAUCGGUUCAUCAACUCAAAGGUUCUCUUUGGGCAGCUCAAGCGGGACUAUGGCAGGCUGCAGUCUCUAGUAGGAUCAGCAGUGGCUGUUCACGUCAAUUACCAUGUCGAUAAGCUCACGCGCUUAUCAGCCAUCACCUCUUUCUUCAUGGAUCGGGAGCGAGCCGUGUUUGACGCCUUAUCCCUGGCCUCCUCCUGA